UUCAUAAGGUUGUCCUUCCCCUCCCACGCUUUUGACUAUCUUUGGGGUACUUUCUCCUUCAUCUUCUAAGUAUCAAUCGUCACAUACUCACUCACCAUGUCCAUCAGUCAUAUUCCGGCCGACCAACCACCUUACCCCCUCCAUCCCUCCGUGGUAGACAAGCUCGACCCGGAAUACGUCGACUUCUACAAUACACAUUUGAUUGGCAAGCAACAAGUUCACCUCCAGCCAGUUGAAGCUUCUCGCACGAGCGGCGUUCUAAUUCCUGGUGGAGGACCUCUACUCCCUGUCGGCAAAACAGUCAACUUCCGCAUCGGCCGCCGGGUUUCGGAGGGCCCUGAAAUCCCUCUGCGCGCCUUCAUUCCUGAAGGCCCUAAACCAGCGAACGGAUGGCCACUGAUGUUGUAUUUCCACGGAGGCGGGUGGGUAUUGGGCAACAUCGAUACUGAGAACCCGGUGUGCACCAACCUUUGUAAUAGAGGCCGCUGCGUGGUUGUGACUGUGGACUAUCGUCUCGCUCCCGAGCAUCGCUGGCCCGCUGCCGUUCAUGACUGUUGGGAAGCCCUUCUCUGGCUGCUUGCCGACGGUCCAACACAUCUUCCCAUCGACACUAAAUCCCUCGCGACGGGUGGCUCUUCAGCCGGUGGGAACCUGGCCUGUAUCAUCACUCAGAAGGCCCUUGCUCUCUCGCCGCCCGUGCAUUUCAAGGCCCAGUUGCUGUCCGUGCCUGUGACUGACAACACUGCCUCGGUAUCAACCAACGAUGCCUAUCGCGAGUAUGAACACACGCCGGCUCUACCGGCAGCCAAGAUACUCUGGUACCGCGGGCAUUAUCUACCGAAUCGGAAAGACUGGGUGAAUCCCGAGGCCAGCCCUCUGUUUUACACUGGAGAUUGGUCGGCCCUACCAAGGGCGUUGAUUAUGGUGGGUGAAUUGGAUGUCCUCCGGACGGAGGGGGAGCAGUAUGCUCAUAAGCUGCAGAAGGCGGGUGUGCAGGUGGACUUGCAGAUAAUGAAAGGCAUGCCUCAUCCGUUUUUGGCAAUGGAUGCUGUUCUGAAGGAGGCAAAGAGGUCUAUCACACUGAUGUGCGAUCUGCUGAAGGAGGUUUUCUGGAAUCAAAGCCAGUAA
Aspergillus homomorphus CBS 101889 is the source of this 1128-nucleotide messenger RNA. RefSeq names its product alpha/beta hydrolase. The coding region runs from base 97 to 1128 and encodes 343 amino acids. The transcript has 2 exons. Gene Ontology annotation, molecular function: hydrolase activity. The record is from RefSeq and is a predicted model, not a curated record. NCBI's taxonomy places the organism in Eukaryota, Fungi, Ascomycota, Eurotiomycetes, Eurotiales, Aspergillaceae.